Messenger RNA from Ostrinia furnacalis (Asian corn borer), 5228 nucleotides. Its product is annotated as adenylate cyclase type 10. Lineage: Eukaryota; Metazoa; Arthropoda; Insecta; Lepidoptera; Crambidae. Gene Ontology annotation, molecular function: adenylate cyclase activity. The record is from RefSeq and is a predicted model, not a curated record. The coding region runs from base 1 to 5199 and encodes 1732 amino acids. The transcript has 36 exons. Gene Ontology annotation, biological process: cyclic nucleotide biosynthetic process; intracellular signal transduction. Gene Ontology annotation, cellular component: cytoplasm.
AUGUCUGAAGGACUUGAGAGAUUCCGUGGAAUACCAUCGAAAACCAUAGUGAUAUUGACACAUCAUCAUGUUAAGGGUCCGCUUCAUUUUUAUCAUAAUUCAGAUUUAGGUCCAUCCAGACAAAGCGUGGAGAGCAGCGAUGAGUACCUCUUGGCCAUGAAAAGGGUUCAACACCAGGCCCAAAACAAGAACACCGUUCCUGUGGAAAUAAUGUCGCCUCGAGAUCGCCAUAGGCAGAAGGUGGCUCAGAAACAGGGGGUGUUGGACGGACUGGUGGCUGGCAGUUGGAGCAGCGUCCAGCAGGCCACUCGCAUCAGCAUCGUCGCCUCCAUGGUGCCCGACGAGAUAAUCUGGAAGCACUCGGACCUCUCCGUGAGGAGUUACGAGACUGCGCUCAUGUUUAUUGAUAUUUCUGGCUUCACGGACCUCUGCGAGAGUUACACGAAGCCAGGUCGUGGUGGGCCUUCGCGUCUGACCCAGGUCCUAAACUCGUACAUCGGGGCCAUGGUCCAAGAAAUCCUCAUGCAUAACGGAGACGUGCUGAAGUUCUCUGGAGACGCCUUCCUGUCGAUGUGGAAGAAGACGCCGAGGCUUAGCAUGCAGGAUGUCGUUCAUACUGCUAUAGACUGCGGCCUCAUCAUCCAGAAGAACUAUGGGACCUUCGUGACAGAUGUUGGGGUUGUGCUGAAGGUAAAAGUAGCGAUAUCGGCCGGCCUGUCCCACUUUUCAAUCAUCGGCGGCGGGAACACGUCCCAGUCCCACUACGUGAUCGUGGGCCCGCCAGUGUGGGACGUCAAGAUGGCGGAGUACAUGAGCACGGCUGGUGACGUCCUCACCUCUGCCAGUGCUUGGAUUUACGUGAACGAGGCGGAAUACUGCACUCAGCCGUGCGGAGAUGGAAGGCAUACGAAGGUGCUUGGCGUUGGCGCUACAUGGAAAAGAGUUGAAAAUCUUAAUUACACGCUGGGAGCAACUCAAAGACUCCGUCCAGCUGUAAUAUCAGCCCUACGAAGCUCGUGGUGGCCUGCCCUUAGAAGCUUCAUGGUGACGCCAGUACUAAGGGCGGUGGAUAACGACGAGCCCAUGGACUUCCUCACCGAGGUCCGAAGAGUGGUGGUACUCUGCAUCAAUAUCAUCACGAGGACAGUGACCGAGGAUGUGCUGAUAGAGGUCGUGGAUAGGGCCUAUAAGUCUGUCUGCAGCGUGACGUCAGCUUCGGGUGGACUCGUGAACAAAGUCUCCAUGUUCGACAAGGACAUGAUGUUCCUCGUAGUCUUCGGGCUACGAGGUCUCAAGCAGGAAGACGAGGCGGAAAAAGCCCUGCAGUGUGCUCAUCAGCUGAAAGAGAAACUGGCUGAGGAGAAUAUCAUCAGCAUUUCCAUUGGAGUCACUUCGGGCACUACUUAUUGUGGUGUAGUUGGACACGAUCUCCGUCGAGAAUACACGGUCAUAGGGCCUGCGGUAAAUAAGGCAGCUCGGUUAAUGAUGGCGUAUCCCAUGGUAGUCACUUGCGAUAAGGAAACUUUCCUGAGAAGCAAACUUGAUCAAGAACAUUUUAAGAUAAUGGAACCCAAAGCAUUGAAAGGCAUCACUAAGGCUGGACCCAUUUAUGAAUUUAAUAAAAAUGGGUGGUCAGACCGUCCAGGAGAUUACAGACAUCCCAUUCUAGGCAGAAAUGAAGAGUUGCGCAAAUAUAAAUCGAUUCUUUGCAACGCUAUCAAUGAACAUAAGCAAAAGUUCACAAGAUAUAGGGAUCACAAGUUUGGUUUUGCUAUUAUUGGCCCAACAUUAGUAGGCAAAACGCGUUUAUUAGAAGAAUGCAUCAAUAUAACACCAAGUUAUGUGCACGCAGACAUGUUUUCGUUAACAGAAAAGGACGAGAAACCUUUUACAAUAUUCCGAAAGAUAUUGUCCAGAGCUUUCAUUGCUACUGAUGGGCGAAAAGCAAGGGAAAGUUGUGAAAACCUUAUAAGAUACAGUAUCGAUUUGGAUGGAUUAACGCCUGUUCAGAUAUUCGCGUUGAAUGAAAUAUUCGACAGCAGAUUUCCUCUUCCCGAGAAGUUUGAUUAUACGGGAGACAUCUUGUGCAACUUCAGCGUCAAAAAUAUUCUGCAAGAAAUCUUUAAAAAAAAUUUCGUGAGACUUUGGGUGGCGGCUAUAAAAAAAGCUCAGCACAUCGACGAUCAAUCUUGGCGGAUGAUAUUGAUCCUAUUAGAGAUAAAGACUUUUUUUGUUCUUUUCACCAUCACUGACGAGGAUAAGCUUUCGCUGGUGGCUCGUAAGUGCUUGGACAACUACAUGAUAGAAAAGGUUUAUCUGACGGGGAUCGACCGCUGGUACCAUGCCUCGUUGGCGUGCCAAUUACUGGACGUGCAGGCCAUACCGGCAGACUUGGAGAAAGUGAUCGAGAGUGCCAGCGGUGGUAUGCCUGGUUGGAUCCAGAACUUCGUCAUCUCCCUAGUCCAACGAGGGGUUCUAUCCGUGGUCACCGUGCCUCGGGAGGAGGCCUUGGAGUCUGGGGCUGUGAUGCCGUCACCAGCUCUCCUGCAGAUACCCGGCCAUGAAAUGAGUAACGCUGGUCUUGAGCCGAGACGGCAAAGUUAUCAGGUGAGCAUUUACAGCGUAGUAAGUGUGAGCAUGUUGAGCAAGCAGGAGAGCCAGUUCGCUCUUCACUCCGACGUCGUGCAGAUGGCUGUACUGUCCGAGGGGUACAGUUUCGACGACAUGACUGCUGAUAUGACGAUGGACGCUGUGAUCUUGAAAACGUAUGAUUCUUUGACACCUUUUGAGAAGAUGAUAUUGAAAUGCGGAUCAGUGCUGGGUGACGUAUUCUCCAGACGAAUGCUUCUGCAUUUAUUGCAGAGCGAUUCUCCGAGAAAAGUAGCUAAAGCUGUAGUCAAGCUGUUCCUUAUCCGUGUCCUGGAAUGUGAGGGUGGGGACUUCACGCGUGAUACAUCAUUCGUAUUGAUACACCCUGCGCCCGCGCUGCCGGCCGCCAAGCCGCCAUAUUGUGCUUGUUUGGGAAUCAGACUGCCGCCAAAUUGCCGAGACCUGCCAAUAUACGCAUUUUGCGGUUACAUGAAGUUCAGGCAUUCCUUAUUCCGAACCACCACUUACGAGCUGCUCACUGAGAAUCAGAAGAGCGAAAUGCAUGCAAGAGCUUUGCUAUACCUGGAGCGGUAUACCAAGCGCUGCAUAUCGUGCGGCAUGGGAUGUUUCACCAAGUUAUUGGGACAGAGAUGUGACGAUGGUCUUGUGCCUGAAAGUCAAGACGUGAAGCGCACGAAGCAACAAAUAAGAUCUCUGAGUGCCGAAACCAGAGUGCCUGGUGAAGAAGAACCGGUCUCACCGUUUGUUCAACAUGUACCCGAGAUGGUGAUGAACGGCAGCAUGAGUAUUCCUCCUGAAAUUGUCUCAAGUUACGAUUCCUUGGACUUAGAAGAGAGAAGAAACCUCAGUCGCUCGCUUUUGAUAAACCAAAAGCAAAAACAUGUACGAUCUUUUUCUUCUCUGGAGAUAGCGUCAUGUGAAUGCCUGUCUAUACUGCUGGCGGUUUACAACCAAAUGCUAGACCAUUGCCGAGGAGCAGGAGAAUACGAAAAGCUUUUUGAAGCGUACAUGGAGUAUGCCGACGUGAGCAUUAUGAACCUAAACAUACCCCAAGCUGUACGAUUACUGUUUGAAGUAGAAGCAUUUGUGAAGAGUGACAAGAUCAACCACAAUAAGUGCCAAUCUGGUUGGAUGAAAGACUUUCGCUUGGCCAGCGUGUACACUCUGCGAGGAAUAUGCAUGCUUGAGUCUGGGGACCUGAACGAAGCCAGAAACCAGCUGUUCUAUGCCAUGAAGCUCUAUUAUGAUCCUUUCCCAACUUCUAAGCAUUCAGUAAGGUGUCGCAAUAUGACAGCUUCGAUCAGGCAAAUCUUGGCCUUGUAUGUUGCAUCGAAUCUCUAUGUUGGCAUUGAACGAGGAAUUGUUGGCUAUUUCUUUGACGAUAUCGCCAGAACCUAUAACAUUCUGUACAGAUUGUUUUCCGAAGCCAAAGAAAUGGAAAGUGCAACGUUGGCCGCGAAGUUGUCGUUGAACUACGCUCUUCGGACUAACGCAAACUUUCGGGUCCUUUGCAUCAGUUACGGCAAUAUGAUUGCGACUUAUCGUCAGACACAGAAGUUCUCCAUUUGCGUGAAACUAGAGAAGCGCGCCAUGGAACUAUGCCACCGCAAGAGGGGGCAGUUGGACGUGACCGAGGUCCACGCAGUUUGCUACCUCUACACCAGCAUAUUCCUAUUUUACGUAGAACACGGCAAGAAGGUGGAAAGCCUGGAGUUUGGGUUAUCCGUGAUGCACAUGAUGUCCAGCUUGACCGAUCUGACCACGAGGCAGAUGCUGAUCCUAUGGAUGCUGAAGCUUCUGCUCUCAGACCUUCGCAUACACGAUAUGGUCAGGAUUAUGCGGGAGUUCUUCUACAUGAAUGACCAUUACGAUUUGAGCUCGGAAACCUGGUACUACUUCUACGCGAUGGUAAUAAUGCUGGACACGGGCUACUGCGUGGAGUCAUAUGCCUCUUGCGAGCGUUUCUAUAUCAAGAAAGGAGACGCCAUCCUCAGGUCUAAAACUCCAGAGGCUGCGUGGAACUUCUUCGUGUGCAUGUGGCUAAUAACUAUACGCGUUGGGACAUGGGAGAGAUCAAUUCUAUGGGAGGAAAAGAUAAAACAACUCCUGUCUAUGAAGUUUGAGAAGCACGAGUUCAACAUCAUGAUCCUGGUGCGGUUGGUCGAAGGGCUGCUCAUUACUUUGGUCAAGGAGAUGGAUAAUAGAAACAUAAAGAAGGUACUGCUUCUAGAGAAGACAGUGAAAGGGAUAUUUCAAGAUAUGAACGAUACGUGCCGUCAUACGCCCAUGUACCGGCCAAGGUAUUUCUUGUUGCUUGCGUACUUCAACUACGUACAAGGCAAGAGGGUGCGCGGUUACAGCUACCUGAACAAAGCAAUGGAACUGUCCAAACAGUACUCGCAUGGAACGCUGCUGAUAUGGACCGAACAUACUCGCAAUCAUUGGAAGGGGGUGCUGAAUCCGAAGCUAGAAGACUUCUGGGCCGAUCACAUUGAGGCAGACAAUUUACUGGACUACAAGGAUUUUGAUCUACAAAAAUCUAAAAUAGUACCUUUCACCCUCCCUUUGCCUAGAGACUUGGAAAGAUAGAUUAUAAUUUAAUAUUUUAAGAAGAAAAG